AUGACCCCAGCAAACGCCCAGCCGCUGGUGCUCAUUAUCGGGGCCGGCAUCAGCGGACUGCUGCUCGCCCAGCAGCUCAAGCGCGAGGGCAUCUCGUACCGCAUAUUCGAGCGAGACGCUGAUUUGCAGACUCGCGGCGCGGGCUGGGGCCUGACGCUGCACUGGUCGCUGCCAGCGCUUCAGAGCCUGCUGCCGUCCGAGCUGGCGCAGCGCAUCUGCGAUGAGUCCAGCGUGGAUCGAUGGGCAGAUCGACGGGGUGAAGCAUCGAGAUUUCCCUUCUUCGACCUCGACAGCGGAGAGCUCAAGGCGCAGACGCCAGGAGCCGUGAAGAGUGCGAGAAUCCGAGUGACUCGCCAGAGGCUGCGCAGAUUGCUGGCAGAAGGCAUCGAUAUCGAGUGGGGGAAAACACUCAGCGAGAUUCAUACCAGCGACAACGGCAUCGUCAGUGCUCGCUUUGAAGACGGCUCCUCGUGCGAUGGCACGCUGCUUGUGGCGUGCGAUGGCGGCCAGUCGCGAGUGCGCCGCGUCUUGUUCCCGGACGAGUCCAAGCUGAUGGUCCAGUUGCCCGUGCGAACCAUGGGCGUUAAGAUCUUGUUGACGGCGGACCAGAUCGAGCCAAUGCGAAAGCUAGAUCUAUACUUCCUUCAGGGCGCCUCGCCGAGCAACAGUUCCUUCACGUACUUCAGCGUUCUCGAUGUUCCUGGAAAUCAGGUCGACAGCGACCCCAGCAUUUUCAGCUGCCAGCUGCACGUCUCAUGGCCGUACCCGGGCAGCGGAACGUCCGUGGACGUGCCCACCACCAACAAGGAACGGUAUGAGCUGAUGCACGCCUUUGCAAAGACAUGGUCGGAGCCUUUUCGCUCUCUUGUCUUGAACAAUGUGCACCCCGAUACGGAGAUCAAGCGCCUGGAUGUGCUUGACUGGGCGCCGCCUCUAGGCUUGCGCUCCAAGGGACAAGUGGUGCUGAUGGGCGAUGCGUUUCAUCUAAUGUCGAUGUACCGAGGCGAGGGCGCCAACCAUGCCAUUGUCGAUGUUCACGACUUUGCGACGCACGUCGUUCCGCUACUGUCACCCGAUCAUUUCCGGCGAGCUCUGCGUCAGGCGCUAGAUAGCUAUGAAGACGCCGUCGUCUCUCGGGCCCGUCCGGGGGUACUGGCCUCGCGCAGGGCAUGCUUAGAUGCACACGCCUUUUCCAGGCUGUUUGGCGAGAAUGCGACUGGCAUCAGUCCGCUGCUGAGCAAACGCGAGAUGAUGCUUCAGUUUGACGACGAAUCGACGGAGCUGAUGGAUGUAGCUUAG
Molecule: messenger RNA, 1299 nt
Organism: Trichoderma reesei QM6a
Lineage: Eukaryota; Fungi; Ascomycota; Sordariomycetes; Hypocreales; Hypocreaceae
Exons: 5
Coding region: 1-1299 (432 amino acids)
Molecular function (GO): FAD binding
Source: RefSeq, a predicted model, not a curated record